Messenger RNA from Manis pentadactyla (Chinese pangolin), 1486 nucleotides. It is a transcript of the gene IZUMO1R, whose product is annotated as IZUMO1 receptor, JUNO. Gene Ontology annotation, biological process: fusion of sperm to egg plasma membrane involved in single fertilization; sperm-egg recognition; cell adhesion. Gene Ontology annotation, cellular component: external side of plasma membrane. Gene Ontology annotation, molecular function: signaling receptor activity. Bases 1 to 1101 code for a protein of 366 amino acids. The record is from RefSeq and is a predicted model, not a curated record. The transcript is spliced from 6 exons. Lineage: Eukaryota; Metazoa; Chordata; Mammalia; Pholidota; Manidae.
AUGACGGCCGCCGUCAGUGGCAGCGUCAGCUGCAUCACUGAACCACACAGCCUGGGCUUCAUUGUCUUCAACUCGCUCCCCAGAACAGAGCUGGAAACACGGUCUCAACGAACAGCGAGGGAGAAGUCGGCCUCCCCCUUCGUGGAUCGGCGGAGAUCGGGCUUGAGGUGGAAGGCUCUCCCAUCCGACUCGGGCCCGGGCCCUCCCCUCCGCCUGGCUCUGAGAUGGGCCGAGGCUGCUGGAGGCAGCACUACUGAGCUGGGGAAAGGACUCUGGCUACAGGGGACUGGGGAGGGCGCCAGCUGUUGGGGAGCUGCGGGCCCUGCGGGACCCCUCAAAGGGGUGGAGUCAGGGUUGGCACCCCACGAGGCCAUGGACUCGUGUUGGCUGCUCCUGUUGGGGCUGUGGACGGUCACGCCCAUCUGGGCUGGGGACGAGCAGCUUAAUGUCUGCAUGGAUGCCAAGCACCACAAGCCAGAGCCUGGCCCAGAAGAUAAGCUUUACGAGGAGUGCGUCCCAUGGAAGGACAAUGCCUGCUGCACGGCCAACACGAGCUGGGAGGCCCACCUGGAUGUGUCCCUGCUCUACAACUUCAGCUUGGUUCACUGUGGAUUGAUGAUGCCCGGCUGUCAGCAGCACUUCCUCCAGGCCGUCUGCUUCUACGAGUGCUCCCCGAACCUGGGACCUUGGAUCCGGCAGGUGGAAAAUGGGCCAGGAGAGCGAAUUCGGGAUGUGCCGCUGUGCCGGGAGGACUGUGAGCAGUGGUGGGCCGACUGCCGCACAUCUUACACUUGCAAAUCCAACUGGCAUGGUGGCUGGGACUGGAGUCGGGGGAAGAACCGCUGCCCCGCGAGGGCAUUCUGCCACCCUUUCCCCCAUUACUUCCCCACCCCAGCUGACCUGUGCGAGAAGAUCUGGAGUGGCUCCUUCAAGGCAAGCCCCGAGCACAGGAGCAGUGGGCGGUGUCUGCAGAAGUGGUUUGAGCCUGCCCAGGGAAACCCCAACGUGGCUGUCGCCCGCCUCUUUGCCAGCCCUGGUGCAUCCCAGGAAGUCCCCUACACUCUCAUGGCCUUCUCUCUGUUCCUGUCAUUCCUUUCCUGAGAGCCCCUCAAGCCCCUCGCACUCCAACUCCCACGUUCCUCCAGCUUCGGCCCGGCCAAGCCAUGGCAGCCCUUCUCAGGCCCUUCCUUGAACACAGCAGCCCAGGCUGGGGGUUUGUGGGACACUGAGGCUGCAGCAGCUGGUGUCUGAGCCUUGACAUUUGGUUUUAGUUCCCCUCCACUGCUCUGCUCUGUCACUCCCUGCCUGGAAGGCAGCCACGGGCUGGGAGUGCCAAGGUGAAACCACUCCUGCCCUUAAGAACGGUGGGGCUCUGACAUGGGGCUGCAGGCCCUUCUCAUCCAGUGCACACCCACCCCUGCACUGGCAGAGCUGAUGGUGACAGCCUGGCAUCCUGUCCCACAGUGGUGCCUCCAAUAAAGUGGUA